AUGAAUAAUGGAAAAUCAACGACAAAUGCAUCUACAGUUCCUGAAAGUGCAGAAGGUCGUCGACGUAUCAAUAUCCAACAGAUGCAAAAUGUUCUUCUUAUCUGGUUAGAUAGUAACAUUGACGAAACAAAUCAUGAUUGUCAAAAUACUAUCACAAAACUACGACGUGCUGUGAACGACAUCAAUACAUAUACAAAUGGUAAUCAAUGCCUUGAAUUUAUUCAAACAAUUGUCGACAAGAAGAUAUGCAUGAUUAUAUCUGGAUCACUUGGACAACAUAUUGUGCCUCGUGUGCACAAUACGUCCCAAGUUGAUUCUAUAUUUAUCUUUUGUGGUAAUAAAAAAUAUCAUGAACAAUGGACCAAGGAUUGGCCCAAAAUAAAGGGUGUGUUCACAAAUAUUACACCCAUUUGUGAAGCACUCAAAGAAGCUGCUCAUCAAUGUGAGCAGAAUGCCAUUCCGAUGAGUUUCGUGGGAACAAAUAAAAAGUUGGAUCAAUUAGAUCCUUCUUUUAUGUAUACUCAAAUCAUAAAAGAAAUAUUACUAAGCAUAAAAUUUGAAAUGAAACACAUCAACGAUUAUCUUAGUUAUUGUCGUGAUGCUUUUGAAGGUAAUACAAAAGAACUUAAAAAUAUCCAACAGUUGGAAAGCCAAUACCACAACAAAACACCAAUUUAUUGGUACACCUGUCAAAUGUUCUUGUAUCCCAUGCUGAAUCGUGCAUUACGAUUGAUGGAUGGUGAUAUCAUUACACAUAUGGGCUUCUUCAUUGGUGAUUUACAUCGCCAGAUUGAACAAUUGCACAAGGAACAAUAUGCUGGUACAACUGCUGCUAACACCUUCACUGUUUAUCGUGGUCAAGGUUUAUCUACAGAGGAUUUUGAACAAAUGAGCAAAACUAAAGGUGGUCUUAUUUCAUUCAAUAAUUUCUUAUCUACCAGUAAAGUUUGCAACAUUUCACUGCGUUUUGCUCAAAAUGCUACAAUAAAUCCAGAUCAAGUCGGUGUACUUUUUAUGAUAAAAAUUAAUCCUACUCGAACAACAACACCAUUUGCUUCCAUUGCUGGUAUUAGUGAUUUUCAGAAGGAAGAGGAAGUCUUAUUUUCCAUGCAUAGCGUGUUUCGUAUCCAGGACAUUAAACAGAUGAGUGGAAAUAAUCAUUUAUAUGAAGUUAAUUUGGUACUGACUGCUGACAACGAUCCAGAAUUAAGCAGACUUACUGAUUAUAUUCAAAAAGCGAGUUUUUCAGGCUCGGAAGGAUGGUACAGCUUAGGUUCGGUACUAUAUAAAAUGGGUCAACUCGACAAAGCUAAAGACAUUUAUCAAGUUUUACUUGAUCAAACCAAGGAUGAUAAAAACAGGGCACCUAUUUAUGGUCAACUUGGUUUGAUCAAAAAGGAUCAAGGAAAAUAUAAAGAAGCACUUACAUUCUGUGAAAAAUCACUUGCUAUCUAUCAAAAAACUCUUCCUCCAAACCAUCCUCAUUUACCUUCUACCUGCAACAACAUUGGUGAAGCGUAUAGAAACAUGGGUAAUUAUCCAAAAGCACUUUCAUCUCAUGAAAAAGCCCUUGAAACCAAGCAACAUUCACUUCCUCCCAAUCAUCCUAGUUUGGCUUCUUCCUACGGAAACAUUGGUUUAGUGCAUUACAACAUGGGUGAUUAUCCGAAAGCACUUUCAUCUCAUGAAAAAGCUCUUGAAAUUCGACAACAGUCACUUCCUCCCAAUCAUCCUGAGUUGGCUAAAUCCUACAACAACAUUGGUAAUGUGCAUGAUAGCAUGGGUAAUUAUCCGAAAGCACUUUCAUCUUAUGAAAAAGCCCUUGAAAUCAAACAACAAUCACUUCCUCCCAAUCAUCCUGAUUUGGCUAUGUCCUUAGGAAACAUGGGUAAUACGUUCAACAAGAUGGGUCAAUAUUCAAAAGCGCUUUCAUUCUGUCAACGUGCUGUAGAUAUUGCACAACAAUCACUACCAUCAAACCAUUCGCACCUUCAAUGGUAUAGAAACAAUCUGGAAGAUGUAAAAAAGAAAUCAUAA
Molecule: messenger RNA, 2037 nt
Organism: Adineta steineri
Lineage: Eukaryota; Metazoa; Rotifera; Eurotatoria; Adinetida; Adinetidae
Source: the annotation of a GenBank genome assembly